AUGGAUGAAGAUGAAAACAAACAUAUAGGGCUUGAACUUGAAGGCGAGCACGAUGAUCAACUAUCUACGGCAUCCGAGCAUGAGGAGAAUGUUGAUGGCCCUAUUGGUGUCGAAAAUAGCGAAGGCAAUCUUGUUGUUGAUCCAUAUAUCGGAAUGGAGUUCUCUACUCAUGAGGAAGGUUAUAAUUUUUACAAUGCAUAUGCCAGACUUAAGGGAUUUGGUAUUCGCAAGGGUCAUACAGCACGGUCGAGAAAGAAAGAUGCAAUCAUAUCUAGAACUUUUGUAUGUGACAAAGAAGGCUUUAAAUUUUUAAAAGAUAAAAGAGAAGAUGGUCGGAAUGUAAUUCGAAAGUCUGAUACAAGAUGUGGAUGCAACGCAAGGAUGGUUAUUGGACUUGAUAGAAGUACUGGAAAAUGGGUGGUGCGAAGUUUAAACGUUAAUCAUAAUGGUCAUCUGUUAACCACCCCAAAUCGGGUAAAGAAACACUACUCGCAUCGGACAUUUCAUCGAUCUCGAGCGACAAAAAGGUUGAUAGAUACUCUUGACAGUCAAGGUUUACGACCUUCUACCAUUUGUAAGGUUUUAGACGUUGCUCAUGCAAAUGAACAAGGCUCUCUCACACCACAAGAAUGCCAAGGUCAUCUAAGAAUUAAACGAAGAAACAAUGUCGGACAUGAAUGUGUGAACAUAGUUCGUCAAUUUCAAGAGAAAAAGGUAUCUGAUCCUCAAUUUUACUUUGCACUAGAUUUAGAAAAUGAUGGGACGAUGAGAAGUGUUUUUUGGAUGGAUGGUAGGGCAAGGACUUCUUACUUGCAAUUUGGAGACGUUGUUUGUUUUGAUGUUACAUAUAGAACAAACAAUUUAAAAUUGCCGUUUGCACCAUUUACGGGUGUUAACCAUCACCGACAAUCUACUCUAUUUGGGUGUGCACUAUUGGCCGAUGAAAUGGAGGAGACCUUUAUAUGGUUAUUUAGCCAAUGGCUGAAAUGUAUGUCGGGUAUAGCACCAUUAACAAUCAUCACUGAUCAAGAUAAAGCUAUUUGUGGUGCAAUUCACAAAGUUUUUCCUCAAACUCGACAUCGCUAUUGUUCUUGGCACCUUCAUAGGAAUGCAUUACAAAAUUUUCAAUCAAUGCGUUAUGAUUUUGGUGAUGAAGUUUCUGUAAAGUAUUACAAAUGGUAUUGGAGUAAAUCAGAAGAAAAAUUUGAAAAGCGCUGGAAAGAAAUGAGGGAUAAAUAUGGUGCAGAUAAAAGGAGCUGGAAUGACAUCUACUCAGCGGAGUGA
Messenger RNA from Asparagus officinalis (garden asparagus), 1284 nucleotides. Its product is annotated as protein FAR1-RELATED SEQUENCE 7-like. Lineage: Eukaryota; Viridiplantae; Streptophyta; Magnoliopsida; Asparagales; Asparagaceae. Gene Ontology annotation, biological process: regulation of DNA-templated transcription. Bases 1 to 1284 code for a protein of 427 amino acids. The transcript has 3 exons. The record is from RefSeq and is a predicted model, not a curated record.